This is a messenger RNA of Blastocystis hominis, 750 nucleotides long. RefSeq lists its product as hypothetical. The record is from RefSeq and is a predicted model, not a curated record. The transcript has 3 exons. NCBI's taxonomy places the organism in Eukaryota, Bigyra, Opalinata, Blastocystidae. Bases 1 to 750 code for a protein of 249 amino acids.
AUGGAUAUUGAGCAGAAGUUGGAUAUGCCUCUUAACGCGAUCAUUACUCAGCAGAAGCAGGAAAUGGCAGCAGCGAAUGCUCCUGCAAAUGCGCAAGCCAACCAGCCUCCGAAGCCUAGACGCACGAACCAGCGUAGUAGCCGUUAUGCUCGACGCAACAGAAAUGGAAAUCAAGCAAAUAACUCUGGAAAUGAAGCUGCUCCUGCACAGAACCAGAAAAUAGCCCCACCUGCUCAAGCUCCUGCAAAUCCUCAACCCAGAAGACAACAACCUCGCCAGCGUGGAAAUCGCCAGCAGACAGCGGCCCAAUCGAGUCCACGUGUUGUAAUGCCCUCUCCUAACAAUGCACCAAAGAAGUUGGCGGCUCCCAAGCCGUCCUCCCAAACGCCACAAGCUCGUCGUAAUCAGACCCUUCGUGCGGCAUCUCAGAAUCGCAAGCAGAAGAACCUGUUAUUCAACACGCUUAGCCGCCAGGAAGGACCGUACCGCGUGAAUCGCCGUACCGCGUUUAUUUUGGACCUGCAGCGCCACACGAAGAAGGUGGUGUUCGAUUAUCAGUAUGACCGGAAUGGACAAAUUCGGCCGAAUCCUACAAAGCCGGUGGCAAACAAACAGCAGCAGCAGCAGCAGCAGCAACAGCAACAACAACAACAACAACAACAACAACAGAAUAAGCAGAAUCGGCGUCCCAAUACGCGAAAUGGUGGAUUUACGAUUGGAUCGUUCUCUUUGUAUUUGUGUUUGUUGUAA